Molecule: messenger RNA, 1685 nt
Organism: Botrytis porri
Lineage: Eukaryota; Fungi; Ascomycota; Leotiomycetes; Helotiales; Sclerotiniaceae
Exons: 2
Coding region: 459-1511 (350 amino acids)
Molecular function (GO): oxidoreductase activity
Source: RefSeq, a predicted model, not a curated record
ACCUUCCUGAAACUCAGUUCACGUAUGGCCAUUCUGUUUGCUCAAUUUUGUGCCGAUGAAUCUUUGGUUUCUGAUCCGGCAAUUCCUCCAUGUUAAGGUUAUUACUAAAGUAUCAAAGGAUUUGUACGAGUAGUUUCUUCUCGAUGAGGAAUCAAACGUUUCUGAUUAAGUAAACUUCUCCAUCAAAGAGAAUACCAUCAAACAAUGUCAAUGGCCAAGAAUCAUAUCUCCGAUGUGUCUACAUUAUCAAACUAGGAGAUAGGAGGUUGUGGAUCAUUAACAAUCCACCAAGGCGGGGUGAUCCUAACGAUCAUUUUCUUUGUACUGGUAUAUAUCUGCUCACAUCUUCAUCACAUUGACACCAUUAACAGCUUUAUAUUCCCCUUUGUCGAACCUCGUACUAUACUCACGUUUAUAAAUAUAUAUAUAUAUAUAUAUUUCAUUAACAACUCAUCAACAUGUCUCAAUCGAUCCCCCAAACCACCAAAACUUGGAGAAUCGAAGGAUUCAACGGAUUUGAGAGCUUGAAAUAUGAUACUCAAGCUACACUUCCAGAAUUGGGUGCCAACGAUGUUCUCGUGAAAUUUCAUGCUGCUUCAUUAAACUACAGAGAUUUGAUAAUCCCCAAAGGCCAAUAUCCAUUUGCACUCAGAGAUGGCAUAAUUCCCGGCUCCGAUGGUGCUGGCGAAGUUCUUGCUGUUGGAUCGAAAGUAACUCGAUUUACCCCCGGGGCCAAGGUCCUUACUCUUUUCAGUCAAACUCACUAUGGCGGUUCGCUCGAUCAUUUAUCUAUGCAAAGCGGCUUGGGUGGUGCCAUGGAUGGUACACUUCGUCAACACGGUAUCUUUAACGAAAAUGGGCUCGUAGAUAUGCCUUCCUCCCUUUCAUACCUCGAAGGAGCAACUCUGCCAUGUGCAGCCGUCACAGCCUGGAAUGCUCUUCACGGAUUAAAGCCGCUGAAGUCUGGAGAUGUGGUUCUCACGCAAGGAACUGGUGGUGUUAGCAUAUUCGCUGUCCAGUUUGCCAAAGCAGCUGGGGCAACGGUAAUUGCCACAACCUCCUCCGAGUCAAAAGCUUCGACGCUCAAGAAACUCGGUGCCGACCAUGUAAUCAAUUACAAAACCACUCCAGAAUGGGGUGCACAUGCCAAAUCCCUUACUCCCAAGUCCGCUGGCGUAUCGCACAUUCUCGAAGUCGGCGGUCCUACUACCAUGGCACAAUCUCUAAAAGCCAUCAAGAUCGACGGAGUUAUCAGUAUAAUUGGCUUUGUGGGCGGACAAGCAAAAGAAAAGGAGCCAGGGUUUUUGGACUGUUUGACAAACGUCUGUACGGUUAGAGGUUUGCUCGUAGGAAGCAGAGAAAUGUUCGAGGACAUGAACAGGGCAAUUGAUGCAAAUGGAAUCAAACCAGUGGUUGAUGAAAAGGUUUUCGGGCUGGAGGAGCUUAAGGAGGCUUAUCAAUAUAUGUGGGACCAGAAACAUUUUGGCAAGUUGGCCAUUAAAAUCGAGUAGAGGCGUGUAAGCAUGUUACCAUGGGUACUAGGAUAAUUCGGUACUAUCAGGAUUCAAGGUUGACCAUAUUAUGAAUGUAUAUUAUAUAUAAAAAAAGCGGGUGCGGAUGAAACUCUACCUCAUACGCAAUUUUCUAGAUCGUAUCCAUACUCACAAUUUAGAACUCAUUUAUAU